UGAAUAAAUACAGUAAUAAAUGUAUUAUUCAUUGUUUGUUCAUGUUAAUUAAUACAUUAACUAACAUUAACUAAUGGAACCUUAUUCUAAAGUGUUACCGAAUAUUUCACUCUGUACAGAUAUAGCCUACAUUAUUCCAAGAUAAAUGUUUUAGUAGCCUACCAUGAACGAGAAAAAGGAACCUUUUAUAUGUUUCUUGAUGUUUCACCAUAAGAUGGCAAUACUAGGUUGUUUUUAAAUGUGGAGUGAACUGUAGUACCUGAAGACUGAUAUACAUCCUGUGCUAUUAUUCGUUUAUCCUGUCUUUACGUCUUGUGCAUACGGAAGUGUAUGUUGUCAAGUGUUGUAGCCUUUCUAGAUUCACUCCAACAACAGUGUAGAUUUAUGGCACAUUUUAAAAUCAAACGCAUGUUGAAUGUCACCAUGAAAUCAAAAUCGACAACUCUUAUUUUAAUGUAUUAAUGCAAUGUUUAUUAUAGGAUAAAUUAAUAAUCUGUACACAUCAUUUAUUCUUUUAUUUUUUAUUUUUUUUCUCAAAAACUUGAACUUUCCCUCCCCAUUCCAGCAAAAUGACAAGAAAGUCCCUUUCUACUUUUUUUUUCUCAAGAAUGCAUUUUACUCUCCUUAACUUCACAAUACAGAAGAAAAUAUUAUAAGAAUUUUCUGAAGUUAAAAUUUACCCAUAUUUGAAUUUUUAUAUAUUUUUUUACUGGUUCAUGUAAAUGUUUCAUGAAAUAAAACAUGAUGCUUCUGUUUUGCAAGAUUACAUCUAAAAAUCAGAUUAACAAAUGAUUCAACCAAUUCCCUGCCCUGCAUUUUUCUUCUUUUUCAAUAAUUUGUUAAACUUUCUUGGAUAUAUGUCGUAUAACAUAAAUAUAUGUUUCACUGUUUCCAUUUCAUUGUGACUUUAAGGAACUUGUUUGGAAAUGGUCAUUAUUUUUAUUAUUUUUUUAGCACUAAAAGGAAUUUGCCAUUCCUUUUAGUGCUGCUAGAUGUGCACAGUUAACAGCAGCUAGAAAGUAAAGGUGAGAUAACAUUAGGAGCAUCUCUCACCCUCUCUCACACACCAACUUUCAGUACAGUAGUAAUAAAGUAGGAUCACUGUUUUUAAAUACCCCUCCCAUUUUUUCACUUUCUGACCCUCUUCUUUGCCGAAGAGGUGAAGAGGCAGUCUACAGAAAUAAUAUCUUUUUGAAUCCAGGCAUGAUGUGAUGUGGGUCUAUGUGGAUAAGAGCAGAGGGAUUAUACAGAUGUUGCAUGUAAAUUCAGAGCUCAGGAUUACCUCUGAACCGAGAGUAGGAGAGUAGGAGUAAACAUCGUCACAGUGCCAUGCUGCAGGGUGGUGGUACAGCUGUGUUUACCCGGCUGGUAUAAUGGGGCGUCGUGGCCCAGGGGUGUGUGGCGGUGCACACUUCUGUCGGAAAGUUUUGGCCAGGUGUAAGUGCUGCUUCACACAGCAAGAGGCAUACACAUUGACAGAGCUCAGCGAUGUCUCCUUGCCUCCUGAUAUACCUUCAAUCUCCAUCUCCAUUGAUGACCUUUCUCCAAUCUCACCCAGCAACCAUCAGCCUCUUUCCACCAGGCAACCAUCUAGCACACCCAAAUGCUCCAUUAAAGCCUUCAAGAGAUGGUUGAGCAGCCCAGUUCGAAGGUUUAGCUUGGGCGGAGGUGGCAAGAGUCAGAGCUCAGAGGACAUUCAGGGCCUAGAUGGGUCAUCCUAUGUGUUUCUCCCUCUCUCACCUGCUCAAAGCUCAUUGAGCCCAACAGCGAAGUCCAAAAAACUGUCCCGCUCCUACAGAUCUCUGGAGUGUGCUGAACUUUCAAGGUCGUCAUCUCCUGACAGUUACCCAAGAUACCUAAAUGAUCUCUUGCAGGGGCAUCGAUCUUGCGAUGUGCGUUCUGUGGAGAGAGAUCUGGACUUGACUGAUGAGACACAGGUACAAUCACAGAGUCCAGAGGAUGAGGAGCAGGAGAGAAGAACAGCCUUAGAGAAAAGCAUAUAUGUGCUGACAGAGCUGGUAGAAACAGAGAAGCUGUAUGUGGAGGAUCUGGGGCUUGUGGUGGAGGGUUAUAUGGCUACAAUGAAUAGUGUUGGGGUGCCCGAGUAUUUGGAGGGAAAGGAUAAAAUUGUGUUUGGGAACAUUCAUCAGAUCUACGAUUGGCACAAAGACUAUUUUCUUGGAGAGUUGGAGAAAUGUGUGUGUGAACCUGACCUGCUGGCACUACUGUUUAUCAAACAUGAGAGGCGGCUCAACAUGUAUGUGGUUUAUUGUCAGAACAAGCCAAAAUCAGAGCACAUUGUCUCAGAGUAUAUUGAAACCUAUUUUGAGGAGCUGAGGCAACAGCUGGGUCACAGACUGCAGUUAAAUGACCUGCUCAUCAAACCUGUUCAGAGAAUCAUGAAGUAUCAGCUGCUGUUGAAGGACUUCUUGAAGUACUACACUAAAGCAGGCAGACAAACAGAAGAUCUUGAGAGUGCAGUAGAGGUGAUGUGUUUUGUGCCAAAGCGAUGUAAUGACAUGAUGAAUGUUGGAAGACUACAGGGUUUUGAGGGUCAGCUGAGAGCACAAGGGAAACUCUUGCAACAGGACACCUUCAAAUUCAUUGAAAAUGAGAACAGUAUUCUCUCCCGUCCCAAAGAGAGACGGGUGUUCCUCUUCGAGCAACUUGUCAUCCUCAGUGAGCCAAUCGACCACAAGAAAGGUUUUUGCCUGUCAGGAUACAUCUAUAAAAACAGCAUCAAGAUUAGUUGUUUAGGAAUUGAGGAUCAUUGCCUAUAUGAUCCAUGUCGGAUGGUGUUGACGUCUCGUAAUAUCGAUGGAAGCACGCACCGAUUCAUUCUUCGAGCAUCAUCUCCAGAAAUCAGAAUGACCUGGGCAAAUGACAUCAUACAGAUUCUGGAGACACAGCGCAACUUCUUAAAUGCCCUGCAGUCUCCUAUUGAAUUCCAGAGAAAAGAAACUGAAUCUUUUAAUCUGGGAAAGAGCUUGACAACUUCACCCUCACUGAACUCUGGCCUGCAACCCUAUAGCUCUGCCUUCACAGACCCCCAGGCUCUGCCCUCCUGGACUUCUUCACAGCCUUCUACGCCUCACUGAAAGAUUUCUAUCAUUCCUGAAAAGGCAUUUUCUUAUCUUCCUCUGUCAUCAACUCAUAAAAUGCCUGUCUGCUACCCUCAGUAGAACAUUACAAGGAGAUAAAGGAAGACUUAAUCAAUUUUCAAGUUAAUUAUGUCUGAUAGAAAAGUGAUUUAAUCAUUUAUUAGAACCUAAUUAUUCUUCCAUUAUGAUAUUGCACACAAACUGAAAAUCUAUCACAACCUUUAGCAUUUUUACAUUUUUUGCUACCAUAACAAAUUUAAGGUAGUGAACUGUAUAUGCUAAACUUAAUGUCACUGACAGGAUAUAUUUCAUGAAAGAAUGAAUAUGAUCAUAUAAAUUAUUUUUGUAGCUACUGCUAAUUCUAAAUUACUGAAAUUGUGGAUGAGGAGGUGAUAUACUGUAUAACCCCAAUUCAAGAGAAAUCGGGACAUUUUGUAAAAAUGCAACAAAAUCAAGAAUCUGGUAUUUGUUGACUACCAAAAAAAAAAAAAAAAAAUGCGAAAAAAAGAUUUCCAAAGUUUAAUGUAUUUUGAUUUCCAACAUAAAUGUAUUUUGUAAAUAUGAACAAAUUUUGAUGUUGAUGACUGCACCACACUCCAAGAAUACUCCAUAACAAGAAUGGUUGCCAUGUCAGGUACUGUAAAUAAAUAUCAGGUGUGUACUUGAUCCUCUAUUAGGUUGUAUCCAAUGUGUUACUUUUUCUUAUUUCAAUUUAGACAUUUUCAUAAGCAGUGUAUAUUCACUGAAUGACUGAGUUUCAUUUCAAAAGCUGUCAAUUAAAAGGUUUUCAAGUUAUCCCUGAAAUCUUUGUCUAUAUUCUAUAACAAGAUUUACUUAAUAUUUUUUUCAGAAAAACAGAACAAAAUGUUAUCACCAAAGCCUUUAUCUCAUUCCAUUGGACAACAAAUGCUUUUUCUUACAUUUACAAAAAAGGAAAAAAAAAAACAUUGUUUAUUUUUUUUAUUUUCCUCUUUUAUAUUUAAGUGACUUUUACAUACUACAUUAUUUUCUUUACAAAAUGAUCGAUAGGCAGCCACACUUUUUUAGGGGGACAGAGAAUUAGCAACCUACUGGUAGAGAUAAAAACACCAACAGAAAUUAGGAGUCAUGCAGACACAGUGAGAAACCCAAAGAUGGGGAGACAGAAUCAUUGCAGUGAAGUGAGGGGCAAGCAGGGAGGUUUUUAGAAAUAGUAUAAUCAAAAAGUCAAUCUCCUAAUUUAAUACGCAGCCAGAAAAUCGAUAUUCUGCUUCCUAUCUGUUCAAGCUCCCAUGACCUUAAUCUCAUCUGAAACUAACCAUAAGAGUCAAAUAGCCUUACACCAAUGCUUUUACAUGCUCCUUUUUGAUCUUGCGCUCAUGCUUACACCUGGAUAUGCAGGGCAGAUAAAUGGAUGCAUUCUCCAAACAGAAUCAUAGCAGCUCUAUUCUUACAGUAGUAUCGCAGGACUUCAAUCUUCUCUUGUCUUUUUCAGGACUAAAAUGAGCUCAGUGACUGGUAGAGAGUGAUAAAAAAACAUUUAAAAGGAUUUCAUUCCUUUUUUCUGCUUUGAGGGGUGUCACAUGGCAUUCAAGAUACGAAACAAGUGCACAAGAGUUAGUUUUCAAUUCCAUUUUACACUAUUGCUUGCCAUAUUGCACCUGCGAUUUUUAUACUGAAGUGUUUUUUCACUUCCUUGACCUCUUUUAAGGCUUGCUGGACAGUCUUGCACUUAUUUACUCCUGUAUGACACAAUUUUUAGACAGGAUGUAACAGAAAGUCACAUAUUCGCACACACUUUGACAAGGCCAUAACAUUAUUUGAAGAAUUUGUGGUUCAGUGGAUAAUGCAGCAAAACGUCAUUAGGGCCUCAUGCUGUUCAUGAGCGACAAUGUAAAGCCCACUUGAUGUAGUUUCAAAAACACUUAUCUCUCUCUCACACACACACACACACACACACAUUAAACAAACAAUAUGCAGACAAAUAUAACUACUAAAAUUAUGCAUGAGGAUGCUGUACUGUACAUUGGAUUAAAAAGCAAUUACACUGGCUUCUUACAUGCUUUUACUCUACAGAAGGUGGCUGCACACAGUCCAGGUCUUGUUUUUAAUGACUUAAUUCUAUCAAAUAUAGAAAUAUUUGCAAAUCAAGGUUUGAACACAUUUAAAUAGUUUAUCAUUACCUUUUGAUCUUAAAGGUAAAUUUUUGUUGCGGAAUAUAUAGUGACUUUUUAUGCAUGUCUUUUAAAUAUCGAAUCACUUUUUUCUUCAGUUUUUAAUGGAUUACUUGAACAUCUGCAUCAUCUACUCUGAAAGGUCUAUCAAUGUUGCUUUUUCUAUUUUAAUAAAGUUAGUUAUCUCAGCCAUUCUGCAUAGCAAAAGCCACCGACUGAACUUUUGAAAUCCA
This is a messenger RNA of Carassius auratus (goldfish), 5487 nucleotides long. RefSeq names its product Rho guanine nucleotide exchange factor (GEF) 25b (gene arhgef25b). Bases 1374 to 3098 code for a protein of 574 amino acids. Gene Ontology annotation, cellular component: cytoplasm; extrinsic component of membrane. Gene Ontology annotation, molecular function: guanyl-nucleotide exchange factor activity. The record is from RefSeq and is a predicted model, not a curated record. The transcript is spliced from 15 exons. NCBI's taxonomy places the organism in Eukaryota, Metazoa, Chordata, Actinopteri, Cypriniformes, Cyprinidae. Gene Ontology annotation, biological process: axon guidance.